This is a messenger RNA of Pseudoliparis swirei, 1849 nucleotides long. It is a transcript of the gene ier2b, whose product is annotated as immediate early response 2b. The record is from RefSeq and is a predicted model, not a curated record. The transcript has a single exon. Bases 510 to 1175 code for a protein of 221 amino acids. NCBI's taxonomy places the organism in Eukaryota, Metazoa, Chordata, Actinopteri, Perciformes, Liparidae.
AUUUAGAGAAUUGAUUUCACUAAAUUUGACUUAUAUCGAAUGGGCUCUAAAUGACACGACAGCAAUAAUAAAAGAGAUCAACUGUGGGAAAAACGGUAGACGGAUGGUGAGCAUGUGUGUGUAUGUGUGUGUGUGUGCGUGUAUGUGUGUGUGUGCGUGUAUGUGCGUGUAUGUGUGUGUGUGUAUGUAUGUGUGCGUGUAUGUGUGUGCGUGUGUCUGUGUGUGUGAGUGGGGGCGCGCGCGCUGCAGCUACAGCAGGUGUGGGCGGCGCCUGCUUGUCAGUGACUGAGGAGUCCGUGUUACGUCAAAGGGGAAAUAAAACGCCACCCUGAGCUCCACGCGCUCAUUCCUUCGAGUGCAAAACCGGUGAAGAGCCACGAAACAAGCCCACAGCCAAGAGACUAAGCCCGGGACACACACACACACACACACUUGCUGAGCCGUUGGUCAAUGUGCCAACACAGCCGUGCGUAAUUACGCGUAAAAACAAAGCAAGAAGCGACGGAACAAUGAGUGCCACGACCGCUAUGGAGGUGAACGCCGAAGCCAGGCGGAUCCUGGCCGUGUCCAUCAGCAAGCUGUACGCCUCCAGGACCCAGCGGGGCGGGCUGCGGCUCCACCGCAGCCUCCUGCUCUCCAUGGUCAUGAGGUCCGCGCGGGACAUCUACCACUCCUCCCGGGAGUGCGAGGAGUCGUCGAGCCCGGAGGAGCCGAUGCGGACCGACCCGGCGGAGCGGACCGCGCUGCCGGAGGAGCCUCUGCCCGAGCAGCCCCGAGCGGCCCCGAACUCCCCCGAGCCGCCGGCCGCUGCCUCGGAGGAGCCGGACAGCGGCGACGAAGAGUCCGACGGGGAGCUGGCGGAGGACAAAGAGAACAUGAGCCCGGCGACGCGCCAGUCCCGGAAGCGCCGGGGCAAGGCGGCGGCGGCGCCUGACUUCCUCCCGAGCAAGAGGGCGAGGCUGGAGCCCGGCGAGGAGCGGCACGCCGCGCGGCCCGGCGAGGAGCGGCACACCGCGCGGCCCGGCGAGGAGCGGCACGCCGCGCGGCCCGGCGAGGAGCGGCACGCCGCGCGGCCCGGCGAGGAGCGGCACGCCGCGCGGCCCGCCGGCUGCCGCGCCGCGGCCGGGGACUCCCUCAGCGCGCUGUCCAUAAACCGGGCCAUCCCCGCGUUCUGAGCGCCGCGAACGGAGACGAGAACAUACCGUGAGCCUCCAACUGGACUUUGGAGUGAUUCUGAGCUCCACUAGGGGGGGGGGGGGGCCGCGCACCGGGGAGCUGACCUACAUCGGCCCCCGGGACAAGAGGGAUUUACCGGGACCGUGGAGCGAGCUCUCCGGGCGAUCUGAGCGUGCCUGCCGGGCUAGAGGAGCCUCCUCCCGGCUCCUCCCCCCCCCCCCCCCGUCCACAACGCUCGCCGUGGGCUAAGCCCCAGAUGUAUCCGCGCCUGGGGAGGAGGGGGGGGGGGGUAUUUUUGAUGAUUCACUCCUCCGGUGAAAUGAGUCCAAACAAGUGACUGUCCCUGACUCAAAAAGUGCGUGAAUCAGCAGAGAAGAGAUAUGAGUCAAAUACACACACGCGCGCGCGCGCACACACGCGCGCGUAACGAGGACUUGAAGCUGUCUUACCGGGACCGACCGGCUGCUGUGGACUCUGAUGGAUCAAUACUACUGCUAUGACGACAUGGUGCUAUGAGGGGAAAACAAUGUGUGUGUGUGUGUGUGUGUUUCCUGUGAACAAUAACGUGACCUCACAUUCAAGCUGCUUUCUUUAUGGUUGUUAAAAGAAAAACAAUCUGUAUCAACUGUGUAAAUAUAUAUAUUUUAAUAAACAACAUUGUUUUAAAAUGGAA